AUGGCCGACGACGGAGGGGCAAGCUUCCCGGAGAUGAUGGCCGACGACGGUGGGCACUUCACGCUUCACGGAGACAGAGGUCAAGGGCCGAGCUUGAAGAAGCCUUGGUUUUUGGAACGAUGGCGACGAGGGAGAUGGAAUAUUGAAAGCGAGAAUCAGGUGGGCAAGAAAAUGGCGACUGAUAAAGGUGCCGUGAUCGAGCACAGAUCCUACGCCAGGGUCGGGCUACUGGGCAACCCUAGCGAUGUGUACAAUGGGCGCACGAUAUCAUUCAGCCUGGGCAAUUUCUGGGCUUAUGUUAGAUUAGAGCCUUCUGAAAAUCUCUCGAUCCUUCCUCACCCUGCUCACGAUCUAGUCCAAUUCAGUUCUCUUCCUCAUUUAGUUGAUCGGUUGCAAACUGAUGGUUACUAUGGAGGGGUACGUCUGCUCAUGGCUAUUUGCAAAAUUUUCCACAAUUAUUGCAAAGAAAAUGGCAUCGGUUUACAUGAGGGGAACUUUACACUGUCUUACGAUACUAACAUUCCCCGCCAGACAGGGCUUUCUGGUUCAAGUGCCAUUGUCUGUGCUGCUCUUAGCUGCCUUCUUGAUUUCUACCAUGUCAGGCACCUGAUAAAAGUCGAAGUUCGUCCAAACCUUAUACUCAAUGCAGAGAAGGAACUAGGAAUUGUUGCUGGUCUUCAAGAUAGAGUAGCUCAAGUUUAUGGAGGCCUUGUCUAUAUGGAUUUUAACAAAAAACACAUGGAAGAAUUUGGGCAUGGUGAAUAUAUACCUAUGGACGUGGAUCUUCUGCCACCACUCUACCUUAUCUAUGCUGAAAACCCAAGUGAUUCUGGCAAGGUCCAUAGUACGGUUAGACAACGAUGGUUAAAUGGUGACAAAUUCAUUAUAUCAUCAAUGGAGGAAGUCGCGAGCAUUGCAUUGGAAGGAAGAGCAGCAUUGCUCGAAAAGGAUUAUACAAAAUUUGCAAGUCUCAUGAACCGUAACUUUGACUUGCGGAGGUAA
Molecule: messenger RNA, 1002 nt
Organism: Striga hermonthica
Lineage: Eukaryota; Viridiplantae; Streptophyta; Magnoliopsida; Lamiales; Orobanchaceae
Source: the annotation of a GenBank genome assembly